AUGGAAAGCAAAGAGCUUGGAACAGCUAUCCCCACACCAGGCGUAGAUAUACCGAUCUCAUCGUCCACGGUAAAUGUGCGGGUUAUCGAUACCAACACUCUUGUCCACUUGAACCCGAAACUGUUCUGGGAGCCAAUGAUCGAGGGAUUCACUGGCUUCCACGCACCUUCAUACUGCUUCCUCGUAUCCAGCGGCACCCGGAACAUCGUAUUUGAUCUCGGUAUCCGUACCGACUGGCGGAACUAUGCUCCAAAGGUUGUUUCAGUUAUUGAAGAAACAACGGUUAUCACAGUAGGCUCAGAUGUAGCCUCGAUCAUUGAGUCCAAUACCGGUGACCUUAAUCUCCGGCGCGAAGACAUACAGGCAGUGAUAUGGUCACAUAACCACUUCGACCAUAUUGGGGACAUGUCCGUCUUUCCGCCUACUACGGAGCUCAUAGUCGGACCUGGAGCCAGAGAUAUAGCUCUCUCAGUCUGGCCGCAGAACCCAGACUCGUUUGUCCUGGAAAGUGAUACUGCUUAA
Messenger RNA from Trichophyton benhamiae CBS 112371, 522 nucleotides. RefSeq lists its product as uncharacterized. The record is from RefSeq and is a predicted model, not a curated record. NCBI's taxonomy places the organism in Eukaryota, Fungi, Ascomycota, Eurotiomycetes, Onygenales, Arthrodermataceae. The transcript is spliced from 2 exons. Bases 1 to 522 code for a protein of 173 amino acids.